CCUGCGCUGUCCAGUCCUGCGCGCCGACUGCUCCCAGAAGCAAGAAAGUAACAUGAGUCUGCCGGACUACAAGUCCUGCGGGAAGCAGUCUUCCACAGCCGUACUGCAGUCACCGGUGGUGCAGCUCAACAUCGGAGGCCGUCUGUUCUGCACCUCCCUGAACACGCUGAGGAAACAUCCGGACUCCAAGCUGGCCGACAUGUUCAGCGGGCAGCCCAAGUUACGCACCGAUCCGGAGGGACGAUACUUCAUCGACCGCGACGGCAAACACUUUGGAGCCAUCUUGGAGUUCCUGCGCACGGAUCGCCUGCCCACCGAGAACAUUCUGGAGGUUCACCGCGAGGCGGUCCACUACGACGUCAAACCGCUGGUGAAACGGUUGGAGGAGAACCCUCAGUUGUUUGGGGAGUUGGUGGGAAGACAGCAGUUCCUGUCCAGAAUACCUCACUACCAAGAGAGCACCGAGGUGCUGAUUCGCAUCGCCCGUGCGGAGGCCAUCGCGGCCCGCCACUCCACCAUUCUGAUCUGCGUGCUGCGAACGGAGGAGGAUCUGGCUUUCUACGACAACGCCAUCAACAGCCUGGAGGCUGACAAGGAGUCGGUGGUGACAUUCGGGCCCUGGAAGGCGGCGCCCAGCGUCGCAGACCUGUUGGACUGCAUCCGGAUGGACAUCGAGAGACAGGGCUACCGCGUCACCAUCCAACCGCACAGCAGGGACAAAGGCUUCCUGUCCAAGAGCUAUGACUGCUUCUAUAAAAUCACUUUCACCUGGUGGUGAGCCCACCAUCUUGGUAGUGUGUUACUCUUUUACACAUGUCACACUUUCGGCGUUAGGGGAAAAGGUCAGCCACCAUUUGUGGCCCCUCUGGGGAGCUUAGUCAUAAUUUGCUAACAUAAUGCCUAACACCUCUUUGUUUCUUUCUGUGUCUCUUCAUGUGUAGCUUUACCUUUAAUUAUCAAUACUGGCUCAUAAGACUGUUGCAGGAAGUAUUGGUGGAGAUUUGUAGUGAGAGAGAGAGAGAGAGAGAGACUGCCUGCCUUUCUGUUUAAAAUCAAAUGAUGGGUAUUUAAAACGAAAUGCCUUUAAAAUGCUGAAUAUUACCAUGAUAAUGUAUUGUGUCAAAUCCUAUUGUUCUACAGCACACUGCACAUUCAGACAUACACAUGUGUGUGGAUUAUUUUAGUCUUCAUGUGCGAGCGAACUGCAGACACACGAGGUCGCUCGUGUAUUGGUAAACAUGGCGUCGUUCAUCUCGUCGUGCCCACAAGGGAUGGGGUCACUCCAGUUCUGUUAUCGCUUCUGUCUUUGUUAAAACAACAAAAAACAAAAACAAAACAAAACAUUAAUAUCAAAACUGUUCUAACAUUAAGCAGAAAACUUGCUGUUCUACUUUUACAUUAACUCACUCAGCAGCACUUAUGUUACCAACUAUCAUAGAGCACUGCAUAGUAUCCAUACCAGUACUAUAUGAAGUGGUAAUAGGACAUUUAAUACAUAGUAUCCAUGUCAUAGUAGUACUGUAUGAAGUGGUAAUAGGACAUUUAAUAUAUAGUAUCCAUGUCAUAGUAGUACUGUAUGAAGUUGUAAUAGGACAUUUAAUACAUAGUAUCCAUGUCAUAGUAGUACUGUAUGAAGUUAAUGGGACAUUUAAUACAUAGUAUCCAUAUCAUAGUAGUACUGUAUGAAGUUAAUGGGACAUUUAAUACAUAGCAUCCAUAUCAUAGUAGUACUGUAUGAAGUGGUAAUAGGACAUUUAAUAUAUAGUAUCCAUAUCAUAGUAGUACUGUAUGAAGUGGUAAUAGGACAUUUACUACAUAGUAUCCAUAUCAUAGUAGUACUGUAUGAAGUGGUAAUACGACAUUUAAUACAUAGCAUCCAUAUCAUAGUAGUACUGUAUGAAGUGGUAAUGGGACAUUUAAUACGUUGUGUUGUGUGGCUGCAGGAGCGCUGUGGCGGUGUUUGGGGCUGAUUGCCAUUUUGCAUUCGCCUUUUGAAUUGUGCCUGUACAAUUGCCGUAGCCCGCGCGGAAGUCACAAUAUGUACAACAGACACGGUAUUGUCCUCUCUUUUGUCUCUCAUUGUCUGGCCAUAAAACGUUUGGCUCUAAGUGUUUUUACGUUCAGUCCUCUCGUAAAUGUUUAUGAAAAUCAGCAAUAAUAAGAGAAAGUCCGUUCUGUAGCCAAUUCGUAGCCAUAUGCUAACCGCUAGCAUGUCAAUGGGAAUUGCAGCGUAAGUUAGCCCGAAGUUACCCGCUAGCUUGUCGAUGGAAGUUAUAGUGUAAGUUAGCCUGAAGCUAAACGCAUCAGUUUGUAUGCAGUUGUUUCAUCUUACAUGGUUGUGUGUACAAAUAGUGGAUGUAUCAGUCUGUUCUGAGAUAACAUAUAAUUGACAUGUAUUUUAUCUGUAUGUUUAGUUUUACAGAUUUUCUUGAGUAAAGGCUUUAA
Messenger RNA from Lampris incognitus (smalleye Pacific opah), 2445 nucleotides. RefSeq names its product potassium channel tetramerization domain containing 14 (gene kctd14). The transcript is spliced from 4 exons. Gene Ontology annotation, biological process: protein homooligomerization. Gene Ontology annotation, molecular function: protein binding. NCBI's taxonomy places the organism in Eukaryota, Metazoa, Chordata, Actinopteri, Lampriformes, Lampridae. The record is from RefSeq and is a predicted model, not a curated record. Bases 53 to 778 code for a protein of 241 amino acids.